GACUUAUUAUAACGUUUUCAGCAGUGUUUUUGAAAAUUUCACUUACAAUAUAGUUGUGAAUUUGAAUUAGUUCAAAAUUAAUGCAAUGAAACGCGCAUUAUGAGUUAAUUUACCCCGUUUGAUAAAAGUAGGAUCAAGGAAAAAAAAAGGGCAACAUCACUUGUUUUGGUGUUAAAUGAAUGCACUUGCAGAACUAGUAGAAGAAAUGUUCCUUUUGAUAGUAACGCUUUGGCUCAUCUCACCCUCUGAACAAUAUAGUGCUAGUCAAGCGCUUUCAACUAGUAAUAUAGUUGCCACGCAAUCAUCAAGUCCUACAACUUCAUCAUCCUCCCAAGAAAAUUGUGCUGUACAUAAUGCUUCUUGUCAUACAUGUGUAAAGGCCAGUCCUAAAUGCUACUAUUGCUACAAGAACAAACAGUGCUUGUUUGUUACCUAUGAAGAUCUUGUGUCUCAUUUGGAAGAAUGUGGAACACUUGAAAAUAUAGCAUGGGGCACUUGUAUAAUUAACUUUGAAGCACUGGUCAUCUCCAUGAGUGUAUUAGGAGGAAUCAUCUUUUUGGGCAUAGCAAUAAGUUGUUGCUGCUGCUGUCGUUUUUGUCACAUACGAAAUAAAGAGAAGCUUCAAGCUGAGCUUGCAAAAUGGAAUAGACAACGAGAAAAUCUCAAAGUUAAAGCUGAGGAAAGGAGGGAAAAACGUAAGCAAAAGUUAGAUGAGAUUCGUGAGAAAUAUGGACUACCAAAAGAAAAUCCAGCUUACAAAAGGUUUGAUGAAAGUGCAGAACCAAAUAUGGCAGACUUCAAAACAUAAUAUAUAAUUAUGAUUUAAUUUAUUUUUCAUACAGUAAUUUUGGAAGAAUAAUGAAUGCCAGAACAUUUCAACAUUCGUUUAAAAAUGUAUAAAUAGAAUUUAAGGUAUACACAUGUAUAUGCAUACAGCGUAAGUGUUUUCUGCUGAUGUACUACUUUUCAGUAUGUUCUAUCAUGUGUACAUUGUGUCUCUAUUUUAUCUUCUCACUAAUUUAAUAAAAAAUUGAGCAUUUUAUGAAGAGAAAGUCUGCUUUUAAGUAGUUACUAAAUCAGAAUAUCUGGACUGUUGAAAUAUAGUACUCUAUACUUGACUUUUUAAUUGUCAUUGUUCAGGUAUUUAUUCAUAGCAGUUAUUUUGUUUUCAAAGUGCUGUAGUUUCCUGUGCCCCAAAAGUGCACGUAAUUUUUCAUGUAUUUACACAUCUGUAUCAUAGCACUUUAUGAAUUUGAAGCAUAUGCUAUUUUUCGAAAAACAUUUUUUUUUAAAUAAUGAUCAUGGUUUAAGACCCAAAAAUGUAUAGUUUAUAUUUUUUACAAAACUUGUUAUGAUCAAUACUUCACUAUGAAACAAGUGCCUUAAUUUAUAUUAUCAGUUAAUGAAUUUAUAUACUGUUUUAUCAUAAACUGUUUGAGCCAUACAUUAUGUGAUAAAUAUGCUGUAACAAAAUAAAUAUGUCAUAGAAUAGGAAUAAAAAGCAUAAUUUA
This is a messenger RNA of Limulus polyphemus (Atlantic horseshoe crab), 1511 nucleotides long. Its product is annotated as pituitary tumor-transforming gene 1 protein-interacting protein-like. The transcript has 6 exons. Bases 176 to 808 code for a protein of 210 amino acids. Gene Ontology annotation, biological process: protein import into nucleus. Lineage: Eukaryota; Metazoa; Arthropoda; Merostomata; Xiphosura; Limulidae. Gene Ontology annotation, cellular component: nucleus; cytoplasm. The record is from RefSeq and is a predicted model, not a curated record.